UGGCUGUGCGGUUUGUCGCCCACGCUCCUCACCGUUCAUUCCACUCGCUUCACUAUGAUUGGAGUGGGUGCCGUGAGAGCGGUUUCGUUUGUCUGGCGGUUUAACACGACAGUUUCACCUUACUGCAAAACUCCGACCCUGCCCAUGGAUGUAAGCUGUACGCCGGAAAAUCACGAGAGCGCCUGACGGUUUUGUUUCCUUUGGAGCUUUAUAUCCCACCCUCACAUACACCCAUCGACUACGGAGACCGCAAGAGCCCAUCGAUGAUCCCCAGAUGCAGACAAGGCCACAGAGAACCUUUGCGGCGUCCGCCUACGAGCAAAUCGCCCACCCAGAAUUCUAUCGCAUGGGAUUUUGCCCGUUAAAUACGCCACACGCUAUACGAAACCCCAAGGCAAUAUCAGCCUUGGAGAUCCCGUUUACCGUAUAUCACACCUACCCUCACGCCAACACGUACAUUGCGCCACAGCAACUCGGCACACCUAUCAAUACCUGGUAUGAGGAGUGGCAGACGGAGCCUGGCAAAUUCGGCGCAAGAACCCCAAUGAAGCUGCUCAACGAGCCCGUCCAGAUCAAUCUGAAAACGCAUCCCUACGACGCCAAACGGGUCCAUCUCAGCCACUGGGAUCGUGACCACGAGCCGCAUGGAACGACGGCGCAACGCAUGGAGCUACAGAACAAGCGUGUUGAGAUCAAGAAGCGAGUGCUCAUUCUCGAGGCGACGAGACAGGAGAAGCGCAGGAAAGUGAGGCAUGCGGUGCAGAAUGCAGAUAUUAUUGAUCUCACGGCCGGCAAUUGAAGGAAUGGUUCUGAGGUAUUCAUGGCAAGUACAUCCAAAGAGCUUGAUGCUUGUACUUUGCUUCAUGCAUCGGUAUACCAUUCAAGGUUAUCAGGACACGAGGCGUGCGUUCCCAUAGUGAAGCAGAGUCUCCAUUGCAGCCUAGUACUCUCUCUCUCUCCCGACUCUGGAGCCUUCACCUUGGAUUCUCGAAUUGACGAGCACUGGCGUGAAACCCAUCACAGCACGCGGUAGAAAUUUCAAGUGGGCCAGUCACAGCUCAUCAACUCACAGUCACUUUUGUAAUUGCCUCUCGGUGAACGCGUGCUGUAGAAUAUUUUGUAAUGCUAAUACAAU
Molecule: messenger RNA, 1135 nt
Organism: Exserohilum turcica Et28A
Lineage: Eukaryota; Fungi; Ascomycota; Dothideomycetes; Pleosporales; Pleosporaceae
Exons: 2
Coding region: 275-799 (174 amino acids)
Source: RefSeq, a predicted model, not a curated record